UAGUUGGAAACAUCAGUAGGGGGAAAAGGUGGACUAGCGAGAGAGAUAAAGAACUCAGGCAGGCUUUGCGAAUCCUAUAUGUUUUGAUAUACUUUAAACCGAGCACGGAGCAGCCUAUACAUCUCGAACACUAGUCUUGUUAGUGUUGUUUUGUCAUUUACUACUGUAUUUACGAGUUAAAGCUCGUGCUCCGGCUAACUUAGCUGCUGUAAGUUAGCUCGUGGGAUAAAGCCAGAAAUAACUAAACGCGAGUCUCGUGCCAGAUCACCGACAUAUCAUCGCGAGCUCUACGACUGUAAAGUUACAGGCUUCGUUCAGCGGAUCAAAUGAUAUUAAAGCAGGAGUGUAAAUAAAUAGCUGCUGUCUUGAGAUGUGGCCUGCGUUUGAUUGACAACCAUGGGAGGAUGCGUGGGGCGCGAGCGCGCGGAGUCACGGGGACGCGGAUCGAGGACGCAGAGGAAACGUGGAGGUCGUAAUGAGCCGCUGAAGAAAGACAAGCCCAAGUGGAAGAGUGAUUAUCCUAUGACGGAGGGGCAGCUCCGCAGUAAGAGGGAUGAAUUCUGGGAUACGGCGCCGGCGUUUGAGGGCCGCAAGGAGAUCUGGGACGCCCUGAAAGCGGCCGCUGUGGCUCUGGAGUGCAGUGAUCAUGAACUGGCUCAGGCUAUAGUGGACGGAGCCAACAUCACAUUACCACAUGGAUCCCUAACAGAGUGUUAUGACGAACUUGGCAACCGCUACCAGCUACCAGUUUACUGCCUGGCUCCACCAGUCAACCUGAUCUCUGAAAGAAGCGAAGAAGACCUGUCAGACAAUCCCGAACCGCAGACCACCCAGAAGAAAGAGUUUCAGCUGAAGGUUCGACUGUCCACCGGCAAAGACCUGCGUCUGAACGCCAGCAUGAGCGACACCAUCGGCCUGCUGAAAAAACAACUACAAGCUCAGGAGGACAUUGAUAUCGGCCACCAGCGCUGGUUCUUCUCCGGAAAGCUUCUCACGGACAAAACCCGCCUGCAGGACACCAAGAUCCAGAAGGAUUUUGUCAUUCAGGUCAUCGUGAACCAACCCACACCAAACCACUGAGACAAGGAAAAAUAAAGGACCAAAACACAGCAGAAUCAAAUACACACACACACACACAGACACGUAUACAAACACACACACACGCGAAGAAAACGAAUCAAGCAACUCAAUUCUGCUGUUUUAAAGGGAAUUCUGUGUAUUGAGUCUUAUAUGGCUUAAUUUAAAGGGAUAGUUCACCUAAAAAUGAUAAUUCUGUCAUCAUUUACUCAGCAUAAACCUUUCUUCUUAUAUGGUACACUAAAGAAGAUAUUUUGAAAAAUGUUAGAAACCGGUAACAAUUGACUUCUAUAGUAUUUGUUUUUUCUUGCUAUUGAAGUCAAUGGUGACAGGUUUUUAGCUUUUUUCUAAUUAUCUUCUUUAGUGUUCAACAGGACAAAGACUUGUGUAAAUAAACAUUAAAGAAUUAUGUUAAUCCACAUCGGUUUAAACAUAUUUUGGACAAUAGGGGGCGCCACUGUUUUGGAUGACAUCACUGUUACACCACUACCUGUUGCUAGCAUAAAAGCAACACAACUGGAAAUACAAAAUACUAAUGAAGUACACUAAAGAAGAUAUUUAGAAAAAUGUUGCACAUUGGUAACCAUUUAUUGACUUCCAUAGUGUUUGUUUUUUCCUGCUAUGAAAGUCAAUGGUUACAGGUUUUCAGUUUUUAAAAUAUCUUCUUUAGUGUUCAACAGAAUAAAGAAGUGUUUUCAAAAAAACAUUAUUUUCUUAAAAUCCACAUCGGUUUAUACAUAUUUGGGACAAUAGGGGGCGCCAUUAUUUUUGAUUAUGUCACAGUUGCACUACUUCAUGUUGCUAGGAUAAAAGCAACACAACUGGGAAUACAAAAUACUGAUACGAUGUGAUAAUUUUCAGAAAAACAACACCAGAAGAAGAAGUGUAAAGUAUGACUGAUGGAUUUAGUAAUUAGUAAAGCACAACUACUAAAAAAGCGCACAGGUGUAGUAGAUCGACGCAAGCGCACACUUAAACCAAAUACCAAAUUUCUCCAUAAAGAGUCUCUCGAAUAUUGAGAGAAAUUCGCUUUGAGAAACGAAUGUAUGUGAACAAAUUACCAAUUGUCAAUCACUGAAAUACAAACUUGCUGGUGAUUGGUCAGUAAGUGGACGGUUUUCUCCAGUUAUUAUCGAUAAUAAAAUCAGAUGUAGAUUAGCGUCGGUUAUAAUGUUUAUUGUCUAGUGUUUCUUUUCUAAACGUAGAUUUCUCUUGAUGUUUGGAUACAUCAACUAUACUAUACAGAUAGUUGUCAACUAUACUAUAAAGAUCAACAGAAGUGAAGUAAAUUCAUUUAUUAUCGGUAUAUUAGUCAAAAAUGUCUUAAUGUGGUAUUGUAUCAGUAUUUGACUUUUCAGAGUUGUAGUGAAAAUUGCAACAAGCAGCACCAGUAGCUCAGCGAGUGCAUCGCAUAUUGCGCACCUAAAAUAUGAUGAUUUAAUGAUGAUUGAAAUCUGAUGAUAAUCGGAACAAAUAAUGGCAAGUAUGAGCUAAAAUUGGAUCUAAAAAAAUGUUCCCAAUUUUUUGUCAAAAUGAUGGCUCGUCUUAAUAUCCCAUCUCAAACUGUGCACCUAAAAUAAUGGCACCCCAUUGAUGAUGAUCUGAAAUCUGAUGAUAAUCGGAACAAAUAAUGCCAAAUAUGAGCUAAAAUUGGAUCUAAAAAAUGUUCCCAAUUUUUUGUCUAAAUGAUGGCUCGUCUUAAUAUCCCAUCUCAAUCUGUGCAGCUAAAAUAACGGCGCCUCUGUGAUGAGGAUCUGAAAUCUGAUGAUAAUCGCAAUAAAUAAUGAGUUAAAAAGCGAAAUAACGAAAGUCUGAAAUGAAACAUCGUCAUUUUCACAAGUUUCGACUCUCUUUUCAUUAUUUCAUAAUUGGAUUCAUUUUAUUUUUUCCAAACUUUUGUCAAAAUGCUGACUCUCCUCUUAGCUAGUUUGAGCUAAAAAGGAAAAUAACAAAAGUCUAGAAUAAACGUCAUCAUUUCCACAAAUUUCAUUAUCAAACUUUUCAUUAUUUUGAUUUUAUAAUUCAAAAUUGGAUAAUUGUUGUUUUUUAAAUUAUUUUUCAGAUUAUUGUCAAAAUGAUGACUCGUCUCAAUGUUUCCCAAAUCAGACUGUACAUCUAAUAUAACGGUGCACAUUGAUGAUGAUCUGAAAUCUGAAUAUGAUCAGAUUAUAUAAUAACGAGAACGAGCUAAAAAGGAAAAUAAUGUAAGUCUGGAAUAAACGUCAUCAUUUUCACGUUUCAAGUUUCGACUCGCUUUCAUUAUUUCGAUUUCUAAAUCCAAAAUUGGAUAAUUAUUAUUAUUAUUUUUCACAUUUUUGUCAAAAUGAUAGCUCAACUUGAUAUUUCCCCUCUCAAACUGCGCACCUAAAAUAAUGGCGCCUCUGUGAUGAGGAUCUGAAAUCUGAUGAUAAUCGCAAUAAAUAAUGGCAAAUAUGAGUUAAAAAGCUAAAUAACGAAAGUCUAAAUGAAAUAUCGUCAUUUUCACAAGUUUCGACUCACUUUUCAUUAUUUCAAAAUUAGAUACAUUUUAUUUUUUCCAAACUUUUGUCAAAAUGCUGACUCUCCUCUUAGCUAGUUUGAGCUAAAAAGGAAAAUAACGAAAGUCUAGAAUAAACGUCAUCGACUCGCUUUCAUUAUUUCGAUUUCUAAAUUCAAAAUUGGAUAAUUAUUAUUAUUAUUUUUCACAUUUUUGUCAAAAUGAGAGCUCAACUCGACAUUUCCCAUCUCAAACUGCGCACCUAAAAUAAUGGCGCCCCAUUGAUGAUGAUCUGAAAUCUAGUGAUAAUCAGACUGAUUAUUCGACUCGCUUUUCAUUAUUUUGAUUUCAUCUUAAUCUUUUUUAUUUAUUUAUUUAAUUUGUCAACAUGAUUACUCAUCUCAAUAUUUCUUUAACAAUCUGUAUAAUAAUAACAGUUUUAAAUAAUGAAUAUUUAGAUAAUAAUAUUAAGAAAUGAGUAUUUAGAUAAUGAAGAUUUCAAAUAAUGGCGCCCCCUAUAGUCCAAAAUUAAUGCACUUUUUAUUCUUUUUAAGUAACGUAAAUCAUUCAUUGCUUCUCUACUAGAUAUUUCAGUAAAGUCACAUAAUUUAUGUUAUUAUUAAGCCAUACAAGUCUUAAUACCCAGGUGUUGUAGGGAAGCUGCAUACAGCAAGUCCUCGAACAUCUGGAGAAACCAAUAAACCACGGAUCACAUCUGUGCCAACGUGAAUUGUGGUCUUAAAGCACACACUGACUAUAAGUCCCUCGACUAUGCAUAUCCUGCAAAGUCCAAAACGCGAGAAAUCUCCAACUUGAGCUUCAUUUUGCACACUUCUGAGUAUCUUAGAAUAGCCGUGCCUUGAACCGAAGAGUAGAUGGUUCUUCAAUGCUGUUUGUAUUUCGCUUACGAGGCAUGUUAUACAGAUCACAUGCUCUGUUUGUUUGUUUUUGUAUGUUAAGACUGAUGUCUACGAGCACAAACCAGUACUAUGCAAUCUUCGAAUCAUUGGAAAUCACGCUGGUAAUACUCAAUCGAUGUGUAGCUGAUCUACGUUUCCGAAACGUUUUCUGAAAAGGCUCACUGUGAAAAUGGGAGUGCACAAAAGACACGUUAAUCUGCCAGUGAUCCUGCGCAUUUCCAUUAGCGGCUGUGGGCCUGUAGAUUACAGGUAUAAAGAAACCGUAUAAAGGAAGAAUCAGAGACGCUGUCACUUUAAAGGCCGUCUGACUUCCUCUGUUUUUAUAGUGCUGUUAUGCUGUAAGUGCUCAGGCUGCAAUCAAGAGAAUAUUGAUCAUAUUCUGGGAGAUUAUAUUCUGUAUUCUUUAUAUAUUUUUGACUUCUUUUAAGUAGCUUCUUAUGUUUUUUUUAUUAUAAAAGUGGCAUUAUAGAUACAGUUGAAGUCAAAAUGAUUAACCCUCCUGUUAAAAAUAUUUCCCAAGUGCUAUUUAACAGAUUUAUUUCAACGUAUUUCUGAAUAUAAUAGUUUUAAUCGCUAAUUUCUAAUAACUAAUUUCUUUUGUUUUUGCCGUGAUGACAGUACGUGAUGUUUUACUAGAUAUUUUUUCCUGGUAUUCAGCUAGAAGUGACAUUUAAAGGGGGCAUAUUGUGCAAAAAUCACUUUUAUAAGGGGUUUAAACACAGUUGUGUGGCAGCAGUGUGUGUAACUAACCAGCGUGUAAUUGUAAAAAUUAAUUAAGGAUAUUUUUUUAUAAGCACACUUGAUAAAAACAGUCUCCCUUUGUACGUGUCAUCAUAGUGGGAAAGCCCCGCCCAUUAGUGACCAUCUUUCCCUCAUUAGCAUAAACAACCCUGAGUGAGAAACAGCUGUCCGCCAGUAGUUUUGAGUCUGCCACUAUGCUGACACACAGGCAUCUGUUGCUCCGCCCUCUUUUGAAAUGAGCACAAUCUCAUUUGGAUUUAAAGCGACAGUCAUCAAAAUUGCACAAUUAGGAUCAAAGCCUAAAAGGGUGAGUUUCAGAGAGUUAUAAAGCAUUAUUUGUUUAGCAUUUUGAGUUGAAAUUUCACAUACACACUCUAGGGACAUCAGAGAUUUAUUUUACAUCAUGUAAAAAUGCGUAUAAUUGGCCCCCUUUAAAGGCUUAACAAGGUUAAUGUAGGUUAACUAGGCAAGUCAUUGGAUAACAGUGGCUUUUAUUCCAGCCAAGCUGAAAUAUUAUGCAAAAAUCACUUUUAUGGGGGUUUAAACACAGUUGUGUGGCAACAGUGUGUGAAAUAUCCAGCCUAUAUAAUCAGACUUGAUAGAAAACAGUCUGCAGAAACACUUUGAUUGACAUUCUCCCUUUCUACGUGUCAUCAGAAGGGCAAAGCCCCGCCCCUUAGUGACCAUCUCUCCCUCAUUAGCAUAAACAGCCCUGAGUGAGAAGCAGCCAUCUGCCAUUAGAGUUUUGAAUCUGCCACUAUGUUGAGACACAGGCAUUUGUAGCUCCGCCCUCUUUUGAAAAAGAGCACAAUCUCAUUUGAAUUUAAAGCGACAGUCACCAAAACGACACAAUUAGGAUAAAAGCCUAAAAGGGGCAGUUUCAGAGAGUUAUAAAGCAUUAUCUGUGUGGUAUUUUGAGCUGAAACUUCACAGACACACUCUAAGGACAUCAGAGAUUUAUUUUACAUCUUGUAAUAAUGUGCAUAAUAGGUCCCCUUUAAAAGGCUUAACAAGGUUAAUGUAGGUUAACUAGGCAAGUCAUUGGAUUACAGUGGCUUUUAUUCCAGCCAAGCUAAAAAGAAAAGAAAAUUCAGAAGAAACAAUGUUAAAGGAAAUACUCAGAUGAUUUCCUUGCUCUGUUAAACAUGACUUGGGAAAUAUUUGGACAAAGAAUACAAAAUUUCACAUGAGAGCUGAUCAUUUUUCCCUCAACUGUAUAUUUGGAGCGUCACUUUAAGAACACAUUGCAACAUUUGGUCUGCAUCUGUAACAAAGGUUAUGUGUGUAUUAGGAGAGGUUUCUUUUCACUUUCUCAUGAUUAUUCCACCAUGUGACUGUCUGCACACCCCACACCGCUUAGAAACAGCUCAUUACCUCAACGGCAACUGUUCCUCAUUAGUUUGAGUCUCUGGAGCGCUGGCGGGUUCAAUAUAUACGGCUCUUUUCUAUCACGCGACUCUGGGUUGCUCUCCUGUGUUUCUAUAUAAAGAUAUACACAUUGUUGUA
Molecule: messenger RNA, 6720 nt
Organism: Danio aesculapii
Lineage: Eukaryota; Metazoa; Chordata; Actinopteri; Cypriniformes; Danionidae
Gene: ubtd1b
Product: ubiquitin domain containing 1b
Exons: 4
Coding region: 397-1080 (227 amino acids)
Molecular function (GO): protein binding
Source: RefSeq, a predicted model, not a curated record